Messenger RNA from Bipolaris victoriae FI3, 1119 nucleotides. RefSeq lists its product as hypothetical. Lineage: Eukaryota; Fungi; Ascomycota; Dothideomycetes; Pleosporales; Pleosporaceae. The transcript has 6 exons. Bases 1 to 1119 code for a protein of 372 amino acids. The record is from RefSeq and is a predicted model, not a curated record.
AUGGCUUGCAGCACACCUUCACAUCCGGAGCCACUCUAUCGCUUUGCAAAUGCUUCACGGCUGCUAUACGCCCCAUCUACAUCACCUGAACCCGUCAUGACGCAUGUGCAAUCACCAAGCUGGUUUGUUAUCAGAUCGAAAGCAACCGCAGACAUCGGCUAUGACGCCCUCGUUCCUACAGUCAUCUUCACCGCCCUCGCUUUAGUAAUGGUCAUUCUGCGGUUAUGCAGCCGAACUUGUUCGAAUCCAAGUAGAAUCGGAUUAGAGGACUACUUCAUCACAGCUGCUCUGCUGCUGUCGAUAGGCUUCACGGCAGUCAUUGGGCAAGGUAUAGAGGUUAGCAUCGACAUUGCAGAUCUUGGAGAAGACGCCACAUACCCCGCAUUGCUACCUGCUAUGCUCAAACUCGUGUUGGCUCAAGCCAUUCUCUAUCAUCUAGCGAGCAAUCUUGUCAAAGCGUCCCUCAUACUACAAUACAUUCGCCUCUUUUCGCUUGUCCCACACGUUUUGUGGAGUUGCUACAUUCUUCUCAUCCUUGUAUUCAGCGCUACAGCCUGGGGCGCGUUGGGUAACAUUUUCCUUUGCCGCCCAAUUAGAAGUUACUGGGAUGUCACAAUAUCUGGAGUCUGCAUGAACAAGGAGCGGCACUUUUGGUCAACCAGCAUCAUUGGUAUUGUAGUCGAUGUCGCAGUUUGGACGUUGCCUCUUCCAGUCGUCGGCCGACUAAGUCUUCCGAAGCGGCAAAAGACUGGUCUAUUGGUCGUAUUUGGAUUGGGCGGAUUUGUGUGCAUCAUAACAAUUCUACGCCUUGCUCUUGUCCGCUAUGCCAUGGUCAAUGGGCAAGUUACAAGGUGCGGCACUUUUGCAAUCGUCUUCUCGUCCAUCGAGAUCAAUGUUGCAAUCAUCUGUGCAUCGCUGCUCGUGAUGAAACCUUUGCUUGCACGCUUUAUACCAUGUAUCAUUUCCGAGCAGCCCCUGUCUGCGGCAGAGGAUGGGCGGGCUUCGAGGGCUUUAACAAGCACACACAUGCUGCGAACCAGUAUUGCGGACGCAACAGAGAAAAGGGAGUGUCGCGAGCGGAACGACACCUUGGUUGAGAUGAAUGGGUCUUCAGAAUAA